Molecule: messenger RNA, 2706 nt
Organism: Contarinia nasturtii (swede midge)
Lineage: Eukaryota; Metazoa; Arthropoda; Insecta; Diptera; Cecidomyiidae
Product: SCY1-like protein 2
Exons: 8
Coding region: 107-2521 (804 amino acids)
Biological process (GO): protein phosphorylation
Molecular function (GO): ATP binding; protein kinase activity
Source: RefSeq, a predicted model, not a curated record
AAAAGAAUGAAUCAAAACAUUAGAAUAAAAUAGAAAAUUGUGCAAAAAGUCCCUUCAACAUUGCCAUUUAUUGCUUACGUCGAUUUGGUUGUGUUUUUUUCGUGCAAUGGAUGUACUAAAUAAGUUUGUAUCAACGGUAAGCAGUACUGUAUCGCAGCUAUCUAGUGUAUUGCCUGGCAAUCCGGUUUCGAAAGACUUUGAAAUCGGUGAACAUAUUGCGAGUGCUGGUCCAGGUUUAUGUUGGAAGGUAUACAAAGGAACGAAGCGAUCGACAAAGCAGAAUGUGUCAAUAUUCGUGUUUGACAAAAAUCAAUUGAAGUAUAUAAAAGAAGAUCGUGAUGUCAUUUUGGAUGUUUUGAAACGUGGUGUGAUUCAGUUGACAAAAAUCCGUCAUCCACGUGUACUAACCGUUCAACAUCCGCUGGAAGAGAGUCGAGACUCUCUUGCAUUUGUUACCGAACCGAUUUUAGCUAGUCUUGCAAAUUAUUUGGGUAAUUAUUCGAAUAUGCCAUCACCGACGGAGCAAACACAAUUUCCAUCGUUGCAUGAUAUUGAAAUUAAAUACGGUCUAAUGCAAUUGAUGGAAGGUCUUCAGUUCCUACACGCCGAUAUGAAAAUGAUACAUCGGAAUAUUUGCCCCGAGUCAAUUGUUAUUAACAGUGAAAAUUGUUGGAAAAUAUUCGGUUUCGAUUAUUGCUGUCUAUUGACGGUGGACCAAGAAACUGGAAAGAUCGGCGGCACACAACAAACAGCAUAUGUUCAAUGCAAUCGAGUUAGUUUACUUCAACCACUUUUGGACUAUGCAGCACCCGAAUGGAUUAUUGAUUCGCAACAAUUUUGUCCGAGCGACGUUUAUUCACUGGGCGUUCUCAUCUAUAGCAUUCAUUCGGCGAAUAAAAAACCAUUCAAGCUGUUCGGCACGAAUUUGGAAUCGUACAAAGCAUUUGCCAUGGACUUAAAAUUCGGAAAAUUUCCGACAUUGACUUGCAUUCCAUCAGGGAUUGUCGAUAAUGUACGAUUGAUGUUGCACUACAAUCCAGAUACACGACCAAACUUGUAUGAAUUGUUGAAGAUUUCCUACUUCGAUGAUUUCGGUGUGAAAACAUUGAGCUAUUUAGAGUCACUCUAUCAAUGGGAUAAUUUACAAAAAUCGAAGUUCUUCAAAGGCCUGCCACAAAUUCUGGAAAAAUUCCCCGAGCGUUUGAAUCGCAAACAAAUCUUACCGUGUUUGAUUAAGGAAUUUGUGAAUGCCACCAUGAUUCCAUUUGUGUUGCCAAAUGUUUUGUUAAUUGCUCAAAAUUGUCCGUCGCAAACCGAAUAUUUGGCUGAUAUUCAACGUCAUUUACUUCCAAUCAUGAAAAUCGAACAACCAAUUCAUAUUUUGUUGAUUUUCAUGCAAAAUAUGGAACUGCUGAUCAAAUUAAGUACAUUACAAGUGAUAAAAAAUGAUUUAUUGUCGCUGUGUAAUCGUGCUCUCGAAAGCGAUGUCAAAGAAAUACAAGAGCUCUGUCUAAAUAUUUUGCCAACGAUGGCCACACAUAUCGAUUAUGCCGUAUUGAAAAAUGCCAUUUUUCCACGAUUGAAAAAAAUGUGCCUUACCACACAAAACUCAUCGAUUAAAGUAAACAGUCUCAUUUGUUUAGGAAAGUUACUCGAAUAUUUUGAUAAAUGGUUUGCACUCGAUGAAAUUAUACCAUUUUUAACACAAAUUCCAUCACGAGAUCCAGCCGUUAUGAUGGCUAUUAUCGGCAUUUUUAAACUGAUAAUGAGCCACAAGAAACUUGGAAUGACGAAAGAAAUAAUGGCAACUAAAGUUAUACCAUUUUUAGUUCCACUUAGUAUUGAAAAUGGAUUGACCAUUCAACAAUUUAACGCAAUAAUGACAAUGGUGAAAGAGAUUAUAACGACCAUUGAAACUGAACACAAAUUGAGACUCGAACAAUUGAAUUCGGUGCGACAAGAUACGAAAACGAUCGAAGGAAUUGCAACAAAAUCAUUCCCUGAGUUCAAUAUGAAUGAUUUCCAGUCGUCUUGUUUGAAUAAUGACAAUUCUCCAGCACAACCAUCGAAAAAUGUCAACGAGGUUCUAAUGCCGUUAUCUAUGAGCAUGCCGACCAUUGCCACACCGACACCCAAACCAGCACCACAAUUAAAGGAUCUGACAUCAAGUUUACAAAAAACAUCAAUAACACCAUCACCCAGUUUUCCAUCACAAUUGGGAGCUAAUAAACCCAUGACGAUGACAUCAACCAUUGCACCAGCUCAGCCGUCUAUGAAUUUGAAUAGCAAUUUUCUUGCUGGCUUUGGACAAAUUGGUUCAACCGCAAAGAGUAUGCCAAUGAAUCAAAUGAUGUCAACCACACCAUCGACAUUUUUAUCCACUCAAUCAGCAUCUUCAUUCCAAAACAGUGCCAAUAGUUUAUCAACACUCAGCCCAAUCAUGUCAAAUCAAUCUAGCUCAGCGAAAAAAGAAAAUACAGUUGCAUUAUCCGCACAGGAAAUUAACGAUUUUCUUAGUUAGACAGAUAACAUUAUCAACUGACAACUUUAAUAACAUUAUUAUUCUUGUUCGGUCCAAGUACUUUAAUUUGCUUUGUAAAAUUCAUUCCGUAUAUGUAUAUUAUUCAUUUGGAUUUAUAAGUGAUAUUUUAUCUAGGGGGAGACACGGGCUUUAAUAUUGCUAAUUUUUCCAAUUUUUAGUAUGUU